Messenger RNA from Monopterus albus (swamp eel), 4230 nucleotides. It is a transcript of the gene fhip1aa, whose product is annotated as FHF complex subunit HOOK interacting protein 1Aa. NCBI's taxonomy places the organism in Eukaryota, Metazoa, Chordata, Actinopteri, Synbranchiformes, Synbranchidae. The coding region runs from base 353 to 3367 and encodes 1004 amino acids. The record is from RefSeq and is a predicted model, not a curated record. The transcript has 13 exons.
GUGUGUGCGCGCUAGGUAGGUAUUGUGGAGCUGUGAUCGAGAUCGAAGUGAUUAUUCAUUCCAGAGAGGACUCCUCCUCUUGAAUGUGUGAUUGUGGUUUAGAACCUGCUGCUGCUGGUCGACGCCGAUCAAACUGACGUGCACUUUUUCCGUCCAACCGGAGGAUCCGUCCGAGUUUGACGGGAAAGACUGAGGUCUUCGUCUGCUUAGCGACCCCUCCUGAAGAUGGUCAGGAGAAGGUUCUCUGGGAUUCUUCUGCCUCCUGUGGUUAUGGUUGCUCCCAGUAAACAGUUAAGAAUGUCCUCCCUCUUCUGCCUAUGACAUGGUUUAACCCACAUAUGAUCCGGUCAUCAUGAUGGCCUCCAUGGUUGCCAAUGGAAACCAAGACGGGGAGUCUGUGGUUUUAAAAGGGGUGGAUCCAGAGACCUGCAUGAUUGUGUUCAAGAACCACUGGGCUCAGGUGGUGAAGAUCCUAGAAAAGCAUGAUCCCCUGCGCAGCGGCUCCGCCAUACCCUCCUUGAGUGUCCUCAGCCUCAGUGCUGGAUCUAUUGGUGGCCCUCGUUUUGGCCCUAUACCAGGAGAUGAGGCCAGCGCUGUGCAAAACUAUGUGGAGCACAUGCUGUUCCUGUUGAUGGAGGAAGAGAGCGGUCAGGGGGGCUCCAUGGGCCCCAUUCUGGAGUUUGUGGUGAUGGAGAAUGUGAUGGAGCGUCUCUUUGUAUGGAGCCUCCGCAGGGAGUUCACAGACGACAUGAAGCUGGAGCAGCUGAAGAUGUAUGAGAUGCUGGUGGGGCAGGCGCGCCAGCCUCUGCUGCAUCACAAACCCAUCCUGCGGCCCCUCAUGAUGCUGCUCUCCUCUUGUUCGGGCACGACAAUGCCUGUGGUCGAAGCAGAGCUGGUGCUGCUGCUCAACCAGCUGUGCUACGUUCUGGCAAAGGACUCUUCAAUUCUGGAACUGUUUUUUCACACCAGCGAGGAUCAGGGGGCCACUAACUUCCUCAUCUUCUCCCUGCUUAUCCCCUUCAUCCACAGAGAGGGCAAAGUGGGGCAGCAGGCCAGAGAUGCCCUGCUGCUCAUUAUGUCAUUAUCUGCUGAGAAUGAGCGAGUGGCCAGACACAUCUCGCAGAACACCUACUUCUGUCCGGUGCUAGCCACAGGGUUGAGCGGCCUGUACUCCUCUCUGCCCACUAAGCUGGAGGUUCCCAAUGAAGAGUGGCACUGUUUGCACAAAGAAGACUGGCUCCAGAUGCCAUCACUCAUCCAGUUUCUCAACUCUCUGGAGUUCUGCAAUGCUGUUACUCAGGUGUCACACCCUGAUAUCAGAGACCAGCUGCUUAGUUAUAUCCACAAUGGGUUCCUCAUUCCCGUCCUAGCACCAGCUCUCCACAAGCUGACCCUAGAGGAGGUGAUGACCACCACAGCGUACCUUGACCUCUUCCUGAGAAGCAUUUCUGAGCCAGCCCUGCUGCAGACUUUCCUUUCCUUCAUCCUCCUCCACCAACAUGAGAACGUCCAUAUCUUGGACACACUGGUCAGCCGCAUCAACACCCCCUUCCAGUUAGGCACUGUGUCACUGGCACUUUUUCGCACUCUCAUUGGCUUAUACUGUGAAGAUGUGAUGCUGCAGCUCAUACUGAGGUACCUGAUCCCCUGUAAUCACAUGAUGUUGAGUCAGAGAUGUGUGGUGAGGGAGAGGGACUGCUACUCUGUAUCGGCAGCCAGGAUUCUGGCUUUAACACCAUCCUGCUGCUCUCCUGACCACAGCCCCCCGCCCCUCCGACAGCUAGACUCCAUCCUCUUUUCCAAAGGUGUAGAGACUCCUGACAGCACCAGCUUGGUUCCUUCUAGCACAGAAGUGAAAGAGCACUUCUCAGAAGAGAAUGAUGACUCAGGGAACUCCUGCACCAUCGGGUCAGAAAUCUACCUGGAUGUCAGUUACCUUCAUUACCUCCGCGAUGCCCGUCUGAAUAUCACCAGCUGCAUACGAGCCUGCAAGGUUUGGUCAGCCCCAUACGACGGGAAGGACCCCCCUCCUGAAAAAUACCAGCCCGGUGUCCUUGAGGAACAGGGGCUGACUGGUCGACAAAACCAGAUGGGUCUAAACAGAGCUCCACAGCUGCUAGAGCCACGCCCUCAACCCUGCCCACCGCAGAAUACACAGCCACCCUCUGUCAACCAGCUGGAGCUGGAGUGGGAUGAUAGUUACGACGCGUGCCCGGUGCAGACUGAAGAGGCUCCUGCGGAGAGUAAACCUCUGCAGGAGCCUCCUGCUGAGCCCCCAAAGCAUAUCCAGGAGAUGAGGAGAACAGCCAUCAUGUUGGUCAAAGGUUCAUACAUUGAGGAAAAUGAGUUCCAGGAUGAUGUCAAAGUCUAUGAUCUUGUUGCCAAGAAAGACACUAAAGCUGCUGAGCAAGGGAAGCUCAAACCCAGCCGGUCAGAAUCAGAGGGACCACAAGGCUCAGCAGAAGUUCCCCUGAGAAAUGGACUUCCAACCUCUGGGAUGGCUGAAAAUGGCCAGAAGAAUUUGGACACAAGGGCUAAAGGUCAAACAGACCAUAAUUCAAAUCUCCAAAACACACCUGCUUCUGAGUUGAAUGAUGACCUUUUGGCUCAAUAUGAGGAACUCAUUCAUACGUUGGACACAGAAACGGGUGGCAAACCGGUUAAAGCUGAUAGAGAGCUGAAGAAGUCUGUCAGACCUGUGGCAGAGGACGAAGAGGAGGAGAUGGAUUUCACGUCCUUCUCAGCUGAAACACCGGAGCCAGAGAAACUGCAGUUACCGUUUGGGAACACGUUUUCCAGCAGAAGUGCAAGUAGAAGCCAUUCAGUGCCCUUUACAGGUCCAUUUGUGAGUGUGUUGUUGUCUCGUCUGGAGAACAUGCUGUCUAACUCGCUUCAUGUCAACUUGUUGCUGACGGGCAUCCUGGCUCAGUUGGCGGCCUACCCUCAGCCCCUCCUGCGUUCUUUCCUCCUCAACACCAACCUAGUCUUUCAACCAACUGUUCGCUCCUUGUAUCAGGUACUAGCUACUGUGAAGAACCAGAUAGAACAGGUGGUUGCCACCAGAAAAGACUUCCCCGAGCUGCUCACCGCAGCCCAGCACUGGCUGCUGGCUAGGGAGGCGUCAUUCACAGCAGCUGGUGACAAUACACCCACAUCGAGGAUGUUUCUUUACAGAAACAGCAGCAGUGGCUCCAUCCAUGGCGAGGCGAUGAGGCUCUUGAAGAGUUCCCCGCCACCAAAAUCCAAAGCCAUCUCUCUGGAUCAGACAGAAGUCUUUGCUACCGUCCUCUUCACAGAAUUCCUUAAAGAACUGGCUGCAUUUGCACAAGAGCACUCCAUCUUAUCUUACAUUCCUAUGGAAGAGUAAUCAUGUCCCAGUAGGCCUCUGUGAUGAGUCCAGCUUCAUUGUGAAAGAGCUUAUAGUUGUCUCUCUGUUUCAGGCACUGCUGCUUAGAUUCCAAGCUAAGAUAAUCACUUUCUUUUUAAUUUUAUAUUUGUAGCUCUGUAAAAUGUCCAGACUUUGAGCUGGAAAGUCUCAAUCUGUUUGCUGAAGACUGUGUCCUCGAAAAGCGAGGUCCACAACCAAAGACUGCAGAGGGAUGAUUUUAACAAAAACAGGAUUUUUUUUUAAAGCGGUCACCAGCCCUUAUCUGAACUCCCUUCGGUAUGCAUAUCUUCUACAACCAGCUCUAACAGAACUGUGUGGCUCUGUUAAAUCCUCAGGUGGCCUUUACAUGAUUGUUGUGGCUUUUUUGCCAUAGGAUUACACAUCUAGAAAUAAAAUUUUUAACUGUUUGUAUCUGGGUGGCAGCAGAGCAGCCAUCAUCGCAGAAACAUACAGUCUGCUCACUUUGUUCUCUGUUCUUAUGCAGGUUGGUUACUUUUGUCUUUAAACUUUACAAAGUGGUGUUCCCACAAAAUCCUUGUGUGUGUGUGUGUGUGUGUGUGUGUGUGUGUUAGAUGCACAGUGUGUUGGUGUUUUUCAUUCAUGAUGGUACCUCAGGAGUCUUUUAAUGCAUUUUCAGUUCGCUUAGAUCUUAUAAAGCAAUUUUCCUGUGAUGCACUAGUUUCUUGCAUUGCUGGGCUCCACAUGUUCUCCAGAACCUAACACCAAAUCCAGGACUCUUCAUGCAAUAUUUAAAUUGCCUUACUUUAGUGAUGCUUUAUAAUGUACAUACCAUAAGAAAAAAAUUGUUGUAAUGACAUAGAAUACUAUGCAAAUCAAGGACA